AUGGGAGAAUUGAAUCCCCUAACUUUUAGUUAUAUCAUGUUUGUUAUUGAAGUAAUGAAAAACGAAACUAAAUCACUUUGUCUCGCUUUAAAUUGUUUGAAUUUUUAUACCAAAUAACUAAAUUUCAGAUAAGAAUAAAGAUUGAGACAAAUAAUUAAGUUCAUUAAUCACAAAGUAGGUAUUUAUAAUAAAAAGCCUAUAAGCGAAAAAACUGAGAAGCUAGAUUUUUAUAACAGUAUAAGUUAUGACAACAAUUUAUAUGAAACUUUUAAUAUGCUGAAAGAGUGUCUUUUUCUAAAGAAAAUAGCGCUUUAUUAAAUAGGAUAGAACCAUAUAAAUCUUACAGAAGUCAUAGGUACCUUUACUCUACUUCGCUAGAAAAGAGAUAAGUUAUAUACAAAUUUAAAACAGUUAGCUGUAAUUAAUCAUAGCUGUGGGAUUUUAAUGCAAAUGAUUGAUAUAUUUGAGAGAUCUCUAUAUUAUUAAAAUAGCUUAACUUAAGCUAUCCAAAAAAAAAUUAAAUAGAGAAAAGCUGAAUUUAAAUGUUUGCUAAACUUUUAUUCAGAAGACAGUUGUGUUAUCUUUAUAACUCUGUUAAAGGAAAUCGGUACAAUAAAAAGAGUUACUAAAAAUCUAGAAUAAGUUGUACCAAUAUUAAAUAGUUAAGAAGCUAUUGGAAAAAAUAUUUCCUAUAUGCAGCCAAAAGAAAUUUCUCAAGUUCAUAAUAAAAUUUUAACUAAUUUUAUUACUAAGCAAAAUCUCUCUUUCCAAAUAAAGAAUUAUGAUAUUAUUAUUGGAGUUGAUAAAAAUGGUUGGGCUAUCCCAUAUUAAAUGAAACUACAAACCUGCUUAAUUGGAACCUCAGAUUUUGGUGCUUGCACUUGGAUUAAAUAAAUUUAAGACUCGUGCUACUACAUCAGCACUAAAUAUGAAUAAAAUUAUGAAAUAAUGACUAUUUCUUAUGGAUUCUACUAAAUCCUCUUUUCAAAAGUUGUUUCUCCCUCUAAAGUUUAAAAUAUUAGUCUAGAAUCAUUAAUGCCUUCAUUAAAUUAUUUCAUUAAAACAUAGUGCCCUAAGGAGAUUAACAGAUAUAGUACGAUAAUUGUAAAACCUUAGAAUGAAGAAUUUUGCUUUUCUAAAGAUAAUUUUACUCAAAGUGAUGACUUAGUUUAAAAUUUAUUGAAAGAAGAAAUAUUUAAAAUAGAAGCUGAUUUUUAUCCUUUCCAUCAUAAAUACAUAAGUUUUGUACAAAUAAAAGUACAUACAAUAGAAAAGAUAACUGAUCAUAAAGAUAAGUUUGAUCAUUAAUUUAUUGAUUAAUAAAAGCUUAUUUUGCUAAGCUACUUGCAAAAUAACAAUAAUGGAUUGAAUAAGAAAAAAUUAGUAUAAAAAAAAUAAACUUUUGUUUAAUCAGCAAGCUUUGAGUUGAAUGGGAAUAAAAAAAAUUUGCAAAAAUAAAAUAGUUUGUAUUUAUAAGAGAACUCUGAGUUAUAAUAGCUAAAUGAUGAAGAAAACUGUUAAAAAAAUGAUAAUUAAAGGAAUUAUUAAAGCGAGCAUAAAAAUGAAAUUCAAUUAAUUGAUUAGGUCUCAUUUAACAUUCCUUUUGAUUAACUAUCACCUCGAGAUACAGAUAUUUUUACUCAAAGACAUUUGAUUUAACCAUUACCUUCUUCCCAAUUUUGGGAUUAAUUUACCUAUAUCAAUUAUCUUUCCAAUUAGCAGCUGAUUUAGCAUCCAAACAGUUCCUAAAAGAAUUUGGUAACAAUUUAAGAGGAAACAAACGAGAAGCAUAUUUAAUAAAAUAAAUUAUUCAAAGCUGAUUAAAUCAAAUAAGAAUCUUAGAAAAUCAUGCAAUAAAUUGAUUAAAAAAAUUAAUUGGUUCAAAAAAAACUAGGCAACUUUUAAUAGCUCAAUUCUGGAACUUAAUUGAAGCUUUUAAGUUAAAAUAAUUUAGAAUCAACAGAAGAAUAGUUAUCAAAAAUACGAUGCUCAAGCUAAUCUAAAUAGGCAUAAAUCUAACAAAAGAGUGAUUCAACUUAAAAAUCAAAUAUUUCUCAUCAGCACAAAUAAAUGAUAGAUUACUUGUAGCAAUCACACAAAAUUUAUGGAUUGGAAACAAUAAAAUAUCUUGGCUGCAUAACUUUAGUUGUGAUGCUUAUUUUAAAUGUUAAUUCAUUUGUUACUUUAAACACUUAUUUAAUGGAGCAGAGGGAAGAAUAUAUUUAUAGCGACUGGGUUUACAAAAUAAAUUUAAUCAGUUAAUAAAUUGUGGGAGAUAUAAGUUUUUUAAGGAUGAUGAAAUUAACAAAUUUUGAAUUGCCAGAUCCUGAAGAAUAAAAAAAAUUUAUGGCUGCAAUCAAAGAUGGGCAGAUUUAAAGGAAAAAUUAUUUUUAAAAACUUUUAAUUGCCUAUACUAAUUCAAAAGUCUAGUAAGGCACUCAAGUGUUUAAAGAAGUUUCUAAGUAAACAGUUGAUUUCGAUUUCGCUUACUCACUUACUUCUGUUGAUAAGCAACAUAUAUCUCUGUAUUAUGCGCUUUUAGAGAUAUAUUGCUAUGAAUUCUUAACAUCAGAUUGGAAAAAAAAUAAUGAUGAAGAAUACUAUCAGUUACUAAUAAAUGAAAUUUAGUUAAUAAAUAAAUUGGAUGAUUUCGAAAAAGAUGUAGUAUUGUUAGUCGAAUAAAAAUAUUAAGAAAUUAGAGAUAGUUUAUUUGUAUCACAAUUAUGCGACAUCAUUUCAUCUACAAUUUUUUCUUUGAGUUUCAUACCUAUUUUUGUAUAUGUUCAGCUUAAAACAAAGUAAUUUAUUGGGUUACUGGCUACUUUUAAUCCGCAAAAGAUUAAGGAAAUGCAAUUCUAAGUGCUCUAUAACGAAAAAAGAGCUGAGCGAUUAAGCGAAUAGUUGAAUUAAAAAUAAAAAUAGAUCAUAAAGGAAGAGGAUAAUUAUAAAAGUGGAAAGUAUUCUCAAAUAACUAGUUUUGAAAUUCAGAAAAACAAAAACAUCAGUUCAGUUUCAAGGCUCCCUCUAUUUUAAUUAAAAACUCUCAUUUAUGCUCUCUGUUUUAUUUUAUUCAACUGUACUUAUUCUCUAGCUAUAGGAAUUAACAUGAAUAAUUUCAUGAAUGAUCAAGAAAACAACUCAGAAUUUUUAAAUAAAAUAAAUUAAAUUCAUUCUUUAACUAUUUCUAUUAUUGAGAUGGAAAUAAUUUUGAUUGACACAAGAUUGGAAUUUGAUGAUGAUAAUACAUACAAAAUAUAUACUGAAGCAAUAGUGGAAAAAUCUCUCAAAAUUUAAUCUGCAUUAAAUGAUUUUUAUGAAAUUAUGGCUAAGCAAUCAAAAAUAAAUCGCUAUCAAAAAAAUAAAUUUAACAAAUUUAUAAACUAAAUGCUUGAAGGAAAUUUAUGUGAAGUAGUUAAUUAAAAUCUUUAAUAUUUAAUAAUUCCAGGUUAUAAUUAAACUGAAUGCGAAUAGGUUAAAUUCGGAAUAUUUUCUAAAGGGCUAAUUACUGCAACAAAACAAUUUCUUGAUUUUGUAGGUUAAAAUGGAAUGCUGCUUAAUGAGGAAGAUGAUGUAGCAUUUUUUGAAGGUGCUAAUAAGUUAUUUGAAGAUUUUCCAGUUAAAUAACAAUUUUACUUUAAAAUGUAUUACACAUUUAGUAUUAGCGCAAUACAAGGGUUUAUUGAGUCUAUAACUUAUCAAGAAUAUGAUUACUUAAUACUGCUCAAUAGAUUAUUUAUUGCCUUACAAAUAUCUUUAUUUGCUUCUUCUAUUUAUUUAAUAUAUUUUAGAUUCUUUACAAUUUGCUCUAAGCAAAUACAAUCAACAAAAAGGCUUCUUGACAUAAUAGAUGUUGCAUAACUUAACGAUAAUUAAUAUAUCAACUCAUUUUUUAGGACAAAUAAAUGA
Molecule: messenger RNA, 3906 nt
Organism: Tetrahymena thermophila SB210
Lineage: Eukaryota; Ciliophora; Oligohymenophorea; Hymenostomatida; Tetrahymenidae
Product: transmembrane protein, putative
Exons: 5
Source: RefSeq, a predicted model, not a curated record